AGAGAGUAUAUAUAUUUUAUAUGUAUAUAAAUUUUUCUUCUUAUAUCAAUUAAAUGUUUCCAAAAGAUCUUACAAUCAAAUAACCUAAAUUUUAUUUGUUGUCAACAAAGUUUUUAUAUAUUACAUUACGAUGGAAACAAUUAAAAAUUAUUUAUUCUGUCAAGAUUAAAUUCAAGACUUAUAGGACUUAUGUGGGAUGAUUUAGCUGAUGUUAUAUUUAAUACUAAAGAAGCUAAAAUAAUACGAAAAAAUAUUUUAUUAUAUCAUUUGAAACAAGGGACAUCUAAUAAUGUUAUUGAAUGUAUGAAAAAUUUAUUACAAUUAAAAUUAAAUAAAAAUGAUUUAAAAAAUCAAAUAUCGAAGUUAGAAGAAGAAUAUGAGCAACAAGAUUUUACAGUUAGACAAAAAGUCCAAAAGUUACGAGACAUUUCAUCCAAACGUUCUGAGGUAAAAGCAAAAAGAGAUUUACUUAAGAUGAAAUAUGAUCAAACUAAAACACAACUUAGUGAUUGUAAUGAUAUGAGAGCAGUUUGUCAUUAUUUAAUGCCAAGUACUUGUAAAGAUCUAGAUCAUAAAAUACUAAUGGAAAUGUCAGAUGUGGUAACAAGUCUUUGGACUGGAGCAAAUAAAAGACAUGUGUGGGAUACAAUAUCAAGUAAUCUUAAUCAUAUUGAAGUAUCUACAUUAUGGCAUUAUUUAUAUCAGAAAUUAUCAGAAGAUGUGAAUGUAUUAAUUAACUCAGAAACUAUGAAAUCAAUGGACACAGAUGAAAAAAAUAUAAAUAUUGCUAUUAUUAAAUUAUAUGGACAACACAUUUCUAUGGUUUCUAAACGAUUAUUACAUAAUACAAGAGCAAAUCAUCAUGAGCAAAAUGUUUUGGAAUAUAUUGAAAAAAUUGAAACAGCUUCAAAUAAUUCUACAGACAUAAGUGAUUGGUUAGCAUUAACAUUAGAAGUUCAUAAAUUAGAAAAUGAACAAAGAAAUUUACAAGAAGAAAUUGAAAAAAUUCAAAAUGAUAUAUAUGAAAACAACAUGUAUGCAUUUGAUCUAUCACAAUUAAGUAUAGAAAUUCAAAAUGUUGAUAGUGAAAUUGCAGAAUAUAUACAAAAUAUACGACAAUCCUUAAUUCUUUUAAAAUGUGCACCAAGAUUUCUUAUGCAAUCUAAAGAAAAAAUAAAUUUAGAGUUACAAAAAAUAAUAACAAUGCGGGCUGAUGGAUAUGAUUCUACAAUGUUAGAAAAUGAUUUAACUACCGAAUUAGAUAUGUUUUAUGAUGUUUUAGAUCUUAAUGCUUUAGAGAAAGUUAUGUUAAAAGGAGAGAUUGGAGUUUAUAGGCAUAUGAAAAGUUGCUUCAAUGAAGCCUGUGUUUCAAUUACUAAUUCUCAGUUUUCAAAUAUUAAAUCAUAUUUUCCAUUAAUUCAAAUACCGAUAUAUUCUUUAAUAGAAUGUUACAAGAAUUUAAUUUCCAUGUAUAAAAAAUUCGAAGUUUUAGAAACUGAACAAAAUUUAAAUUUACCCAUGUUAACAUAUAAAGAAAAUAACUAUAAUACAAUUGAACUUUUAAACUUAUCAAAGGUUAUUAAUAUGAAAACAAGAACAGAAAUUGAUAAAUUUAAUGAUAUUUUAAAUGAUUGGGUAAAUCAACCUGUUCAAAAAGUAAUGGAAAUUAUUGACAAAACUGUAGAUAAUGCUACUCUUUCAGAAUGGAUUGAACGUUACGAUGUUUUAUUAUAUAUGUUACAAAAUUCUACAUAGCGUUAUGUGUAUAAAUAUAUUCUAUUUUUUUAUAAUUUUUUUUAAAAAAUUGUAUUGCAUAAAACUACAAUAUAUAAUAAUUUAUACACGAUAUUAUCUUUUUUAUUACGUAAUCAUUGUAUUAUAUUGCAACAAUAUUAUUUUAUUAUUAACUAAUAUGUAAUUAUAUCUAAUUAGUAAAUUGAAUUUCAUAUAUUAUAUAAAUAUAUAUAUUAUAUGAUA
This is a messenger RNA of Apis florea (little honeybee), 1977 nucleotides long. RefSeq lists its product as uncharacterized. NCBI's taxonomy places the organism in Eukaryota, Metazoa, Arthropoda, Insecta, Hymenoptera, Apidae. The record is from RefSeq and is a predicted model, not a curated record.